Molecule: messenger RNA, 1554 nt
Organism: Penicillium salamii
Lineage: Eukaryota; Fungi; Ascomycota; Eurotiomycetes; Eurotiales; Aspergillaceae
Source: the annotation of a GenBank genome assembly
AUGGGUGUGAUACGCAAGAAGACCGCCUCGCGCGGCACUGAGGCGGGCACCAAGUUCCACUGCGACGUGUGUUCGAUCGAUGUCACCUCAACUGUUCGCAUCUCAUGUGCACACCCCAACUGCCCCGAAUACGAUCUUUGUGUGCCAUGUUUCUCGGCCGGUGAAAGCUCAAAAAACCACGAACCAGCAACACAUCCGUUCUCGGUGAUAGAGCAAAACUCCGUUCCCAUCUUCCAAGGGGAUUGGGGCGCCGACGAAGAGCUGCUGUUGCUGGAAGGCGCCGAGAUCUAUGGGCUGGGGUCAUGGGCGGAUAUUGCAGACCAUAUCGGAGGUUACCGCGACAAGGAUGAGGUUCGCGAUCAUUAUUACGAUACCUACGUGAAGAGUGAGCACUUCCCGCUCGCAGAUCACGCAGACCCACACGACAGAAACCUGCAAGACUCGAUCUCCAAAGAGGAAUUCCAAACACGGAAGAAGCGGCGGAUCGAAGAUCGCAAGGAUGCAGCCAAAGCGGCGCCCCCGACUACACCGAAACAGAAGCCCACCGCCAGUGUACCGGCAUGUCACGAGGUGCAAGGCUACAUGCCCGGACGACUGGAGUUUGAGACCGAGUUCCUGAAUGAUGCUGAAGAAGCAGUCCAGCACAUGACUUUCGAGCCCGGUGCAGGACUCAACGAAAAUGGCGAACCGGAUGCAGAGACAGAGCUCAAGAUGACUGUGGUCGAUAUCUAUAACUCUCGCCUCACAGCGCGUACGGAGCGCAAGAAAAUCCUAUUCGAGCACAACCUCCUCGAAUACCGAAAGAAUACCGCCCUUGAUAAGAAGCGGUCCAAAGAAGAGCGAGACCUGCUGAACAAGGCCAAGCCUUUAGCACGCAUGAUGAAUCGCAAGGACUUUGAAGAUCUGAACAAGGGACUGGAAUACGAGCAUAAUCUCCGCCUGGCCAUUGCCCAACUUCAAGAAUGGCGCUCAAUGGGCAUCGGGGAUUUGAAGGCCGGUGAAAAGUUUGAGCAGGACAAACAACAGCGCGUGCAGCGAUUACUCCCCCAAGGCUCCUUUGAUCGCUUCGCCAGCAAUCGCCCCAAGCAACCCCAAUUGACAGAAACUCCGGCAGCCGCAAUACAAUUGACCACCCCCGAACUCCCGAUCCGACUACAGAAAGCUGCAAACCCGCACGGGCCUGUCGAUCCUGCCGAUGAACCAUUAAACGAUUUCGAUCGCGCGUUUGCUGUCGAUGGUGAUGCCCCUCCCCCGCAACCCGCAAAGACAAAAUACGUGGUUCCACCGCUGAGCGGGAUGCCGCCUUGGAAAUUGAAUAAUGACACUGCGGCCGAUUUACAUCUUCUGACCAAGGAAGAGACGGAGGUUUGCAAUGUGCUCCGCAUUAUGCCGAAGCCGUACCUGGUCGUCAAGGAGACUUUGUUGAAGGAAGCGAUGAAACAGGGUGGUAGCUUGAAGAAGAAGGAUGCCCGCACAAUCUGCAAGAUUGAGGGAACCAAAAUCAGUCGCAUCUAUGAUUUCAUGGUCCACAGUGGAUGGAUCAACAAGGCGUAG